Molecule: messenger RNA, 1436 nt
Organism: Macaca mulatta (Rhesus monkey)
Lineage: Eukaryota; Metazoa; Chordata; Mammalia; Primates; Cercopithecidae
Source: RefSeq, a predicted model, not a curated record
GCGUGAGCUCACGAGUUACAUAAGGCAUGUGAGCUAUGUCUUGGGGGAAUGAGCGACCCCUACACGGGGCUCUACAUCCCCUCGCCCUCUCCAGCCACAGACCACCAUGAGCCGAGGGAGGGCUGGGCGUGAGAGGUGACCCCGUGCUCCCCUGCCCUGGGUGGAGGAAGGGGCUGCCCAGCCACCCUGAGAACAAUGGUAUGUGCAGAAGAGAAGGGACUGAAACUCUUUGAAGAUGUUCCAGGAUUUAGCACCCAGGGAGCAGCGGACAGAGACUCAGCCCCAGCAGCCCCCCGCACGGAGGGAGGAAAGGGCUCCCCAGGCUGCUCAGGAGAACGUUCAUUGCUAUAGUGGGCAGUUGCCUCCCAACCAGGGAUGGUCACCCCUUGCCCGGGGACAGUCACCCUCCCGGAAUGGAGCUUCAUUUCUCGGGGCUGGGAAUCACCCUGGAUCCUUCCCCACCCAGGGUGCUCUUGGGCCAUCUGAGGGCUCCUGGGUCAUUUUGGGCCAUCUGAGGGCUCCUGGGUCAUUUUGGGCCAUCUGAGGGCUCCUGGGUCAUUUUGGGCCUUCUGAGGGCUCCUGGGUCAUUUUGGGCCAUCUGAGGGUCCCUGAGCCCAAUGACACUUCUGCCCAGGCUCGUGCGGCUGGAGGAAGCCGCCAGGCAAGGUCCCCUCCAUGCCCUGGUGCAGCCUGGCCUGGGAGAGAGGAGGCCCCAGCCACGCCGAGAGCAAAGACAGGGCAGAGUUUCUCGGACGUGGCACCGGGCCAGGGAGCCCCUCACGGCUGCAGGGGUUCUCCACGGACUCAGCCAUCUGGGGAGAGCAGCCCAGAGCCCUCGGGCCUCCUGCCGUAUUCUGUGGCCUGGGACUUGGGGGGACCUGAGGACACUGGGACACCGCUGAAGGGAGGUGCAGACAGUGUGUACUGGCGUUUCCGGGGACCGAGCCCAGAAGGAGCGGGACAGCCACCUCCUGGCCUGGAGGAAAAUCCUGCUCCCUGGCAAGAAAACCACCCUAGAGGAACGGGGUUGGGGUGCCGGAGGCUUUCCUCAGGCGGCCGCCCCUUUCCUCCUCCAGAAGCAGGGCAGGAAAAGAGCAUUCCGCCCAGGCAGCGAAAACCCCAUCGGCCCCUCCCGCCCCACCAGGGGCCGCCUGGAGGCACGGAGUUCCGGCCGGGAUGAGGCCUGGGAAGCCCAGCGACUCACAGGCCACGGCUGCUUCCCCUCUGCGAGGAAAGAAAAGUCCCUGCAGAGCGGCCCUCGGCUCAGGCUGCGGUGCCCAAGCAGAGGAAGGGAGCGUGCUUGCAGAUGCCUCCUGCUGGGAGCCUGCCACCCCCGCCACACCCUGCGCGGGGACAAAGCUCUCGGUGGCUGUGGCGGGGACACACCGCGUGCGGGUGGCUGCAAGCCAGCAGCCCCGAGCGGCCCCUCCCGCUAG